Messenger RNA from Andrographis paniculata, 690 nucleotides. Its product is annotated as agamous-like MADS-box protein AGL29. Gene Ontology annotation, biological process: regulation of transcription by RNA polymerase II. The record is from RefSeq and is a predicted model, not a curated record. The transcript has a single exon. NCBI's taxonomy places the organism in Eukaryota, Viridiplantae, Streptophyta, Magnoliopsida, Lamiales, Acanthaceae. Bases 1 to 690 code for a protein of 229 amino acids. Gene Ontology annotation, molecular function: protein dimerization activity; RNA polymerase II cis-regulatory region sequence-specific DNA binding; DNA-binding transcription factor activity, RNA polymerase II-specific.
AUGAGUAUGUCUAGAGAUCAAUCUGGAUCUUCACAGCGAAAGCUCGGCCGUCGCAGUAUCCCAAUAGAAAAAAUAGAAAAGAAGAGCAACCUUCAAGUGACUUUCUCUAAGCGUCGAGCAGGGCUGUUCAACAAAGCAAGCGAGCUUUGCACCUUGACAGGUGCAGAGGCCGGUGUUAUAUUGUAUUCGCCUGCUGACAAUGCUCAUUCGUUUGGACAUCCCAAUAUCAACUCAAUUGCUGAUAAGUUCCUCUCCCCAGAGAACAUGAACAUAGGUGAUCAAUGGAAGGAGGGUCGUGAUUUGGCCGAGAUACGACAAAGUGAGCUAGAUGCUCUGGCCCGAGUCGAGGCAAGGCUAGCUGCUGAGAAAGUACGGGGAGAAGAGCUGGAGAAGUUUAGGAGGGAGAGUAUGAUACCCCUUGGAGGCUCGGGUCUGGAGGGACUCGGAUAUGAGCAACUACAAUUGUUGAAAGAAAAUAUAACAAAGUUUAGAAAUGAUGUGAACAAUAUUUCUGGGGAAAUGCAUGUUGCACCACCAGCGCCAUUAGGAGUGGGGCCAAGGACCAGGGUGCCUAUUAAUCUAUUAUCCGGACAAAGUGGUAGUGGCAACGGCAGCGGCAGCAGCAGUGGCAACCAAAAUAACAAAGGCAAAGGCAAGGUGUACAACCAAGACUAUCAUAAUGGUUGGUAA